GAUCAUCUAGUUCCGCCCCCCCCCGCCACGGGCAGGUAUGCCUCACACUAGACCAGGUUGCUCAAGGCUGAGUCCAGCUGGCCUUUAACACUGCCAGGGAUGGAACAUUCAGAAGUAGUCACUGCAACAAAGCACAACAAACUCUUGAAGUUUCUUUUCAGACUGGCUGCUUCUCUACUUGGGGAUAGGUGUACCGUACCGCCAGCUCUAAGUACACCUGGACCUGUGCCCAUCACAGCAAGUUUCAGUUCCCUUCUGGUUACACCCUUGUGUUUCCUUUAUCCAUUCUGUGGACACAGCUUGCAGGGAAGCCCACCCAGGUUUUCCACGCAUGGGUGGAAAUUAUUCCAGGGGCAAACUCUGGUGGGAUGCUUUCUUCUCCUUCAGCUCCUUGUGUUGACUCUGAUCUCAAUCAUUUCCUCUUGCCUGCUAUGUAGUAGUUAUGCCAGUCAUUUUCCUUGAGCAGGUAAGGUCAGAGGCCCUGAGUACAUGACCUGGUGCCAGAGGCAGAAAAAGUCUCUCUUUCAGUAUGGUGAAGGUAAGUGCUGUGCAUAUGCUUGGGUGAGGGGUGAGUGGAAAUAGGGCUCUGGGAGAUGCCAGGUUUGACCAGGAAUAUGCCAUAACUUCUUUGAAAAGAGCUAAUAUUCCUUCACUCCUAUACCCUUGGGAAUGUUCACUUUUCACGUAAAUAAUUUUGUUGCCAAAUUUUUGUCUUUCUUCUGGGGUGAUGCCAUUCAGCUGACUGACGUAUGUAAGGAUUUCUAUUCUUGGGAAGUCUUCCAGCAUCAAAAAGCCACCCUGAUAGAGUAGAGCUGCUUCUGAGCAAGCCCUGGUUAAGAUUCUGCUUUGGUUGAUGAGCUCCUGGUGCACUGCACUGAAUUCAGGUUCCUGAUGCUGUUCUGCAGUGAUUUCUGAUUUGCUUGUUAGAAGACUUCAUAUGCUUCUAAUGUUACCAGCAUGUUAACUGACUGCUGAACUGACAACAUAAGCUUUAAUCCACACUGAUUCUUUAGCCUUGUAUUUGAUGAUGGAAGAGCUAAAGAAACAGAUGGACCUGGUAGAAAGACUCACUGAAGCCCAAUAACUUAGCUAUCUGUUUUGUAACCAAUAUGUUUCUUGGAAGUGAGAAGAUUAAGUGGAUCAACUUGUGUGCUGUCUGCCUAGUAGAAAGAAGCUUAUUUAAGAGGGAGAGAGAAUCUGUGCUUCAGUCCAGAAAGAAGAUGGGUUCUACAGAAGACCUUGACUAUCCUCAACACAUCUUGCAGUACAGCAGUGGAUUUUUAGUCUCAAAGGUUAUGUUCACUGCUUGUGAGCUGGGGGUGUUUGAUCUUUUGCUGGAGUCAGGGGAGCCUCUGUCCAUGGAUGCCAUUGCUGCACGCUUGGGUACCAGCACCACAGGGAUGGAAAGACUGCUGGAUGCCUGUGUGGGGUUGAAGCUCUUGGCAGUAGAGCUGACACAAGAAGGAGCCCUCUACAGAAACACAGACAUUUCCAACAUCUACCUUACAAAAUCAAGUCCCAAGUCUCAGUAUCAUAUUAUGAUGUAUUACUCCAAUACAGUCUACUUGUGCUGGCACUACCUGGCUGAUGCUGUGAGAGAAGGAAGAAACCAGUAUGAAAGAGCUUUUCACAUUUCAUCUAAAGACCCUUUUGGAGCAAUGUACAGAUCAGAAGAAGAAAUGCUGAAAUUCAUGGCUGGCCAGAACUCGGUAUGGAGCGUAUGUGGCAGGGAUGUACUUGUUGCAUUUGAUCUUUCCCCUUUCAAGAAGAUCUGUGACCUGGGAGGAGGUGGAGGAGCUUUGGCCCGGGAGUAUGUUUCUUUGUACCCAAAUUCCACGGUCACAAUUUAUGACCUGCCAAAAGUCAUACAAGUGGCCAAAGAGCAAUUUGUUCCACCUGAGGAGCAUCGUAUCACUUUCCAGGAAGGAGACUUCUUUAACGAUCCAAUUCCAGAAGCUGAACUGUAUAUUUUAUCCAAGAUAUUGCAUGAUUGGGAUGAUGACAAAUGCAGGCAGCUGGUGGCAAAGGUCUACAGAGCUUGCAAGCCUGGCGGUAGAGUGCUGCUGGUUGAAUCACUGCUGAAUGAGGAUAAAAGUGGGCCUUUAGAAACUCAACUGUAUUCGAUGAAUAUGUUGGUCCAGACAGAAGGAAAAGAGCGAACAGCAGCAGAGUACAGCAAGCUCCUCAAAGCAGCUGGCUUUGGAGAGAUUCAAGUCAAGAGGACGGGAAAACUUUAUGAUGCUGUUUUAGGAAGGAAAUAAUAACACCUCUUUCAUAUAUUUACAAGAUAGAGUAAGUCAAGAAAUGUGAUAUUCUCAGAGGGGAGUCAUCAACUCAGCUUUUAUUUGAAGUAGCCAACUUUCUUGUAUUUGCUCCUGGUGCAUUGUCAGGAGAAUCAGUAACGACAGAUAUUGAACAUGAAUGGAUUACGAGUCUUGCAGCCUGACUAGGUCUUGCCUUUGGGUCUGAAAGGGGGAGAAAGAAGUCAACACCUGUUCCACAAGAAAUAACCCAGAAAGAAAACAUGCAGUGUGUUGGCUUUAGAUCUUUUCAUUCUUUCCAAUUUCAACAGUGUAUCUAACAAAAGCAAUGCUGAAUUUGUAAUCAAAUAAAAUUGAUCCCUGUACUGA
This is a messenger RNA of Pezoporus occidentalis (night parrot), 2630 nucleotides long. RefSeq names its product acetylserotonin O-methyltransferase (gene ASMT). Gene Ontology annotation, molecular function: acetylserotonin O-methyltransferase activity. Bases 1110 to 2261 code for a protein of 383 amino acids. Gene Ontology annotation, biological process: methylation; melatonin biosynthetic process. The transcript has 8 exons. Lineage: Eukaryota; Metazoa; Chordata; Aves; Psittaciformes; Psittacidae. The record is from RefSeq and is a predicted model, not a curated record.